AUGGCGUUUGCAGUUAUACCAACAAACGCAAACGCGUUUCUUGUAACGCUACUUGUACUAUCUCUCUCUUCUUCAAUUCCAUUGUCUUCUGCCUCAAUCCAACAAGACUUCGUGAUGUGUCUCGUAGACAACUCCGACGCUUCUUUCCCUAUGCAGACUUCGUUCUUCACUCACGACCUAAACGCUUCUUCAUUUAAACUCGCGUUAGAGACGUCUGCUCAGAAUCUCCGUUACUUGUUGCCGUCAAAUCCCAAGCCGGAGUUUAUAUUCGAGCCGCUUUACGAAACGCACGUUCAAGCCGCAGUUGUUUGCGCCAAGAAGCUGAGUCUUCAUUUGCGUUUGAGAAGUGGCGGUCACGACUACGAAGGACUCUCUUACGUCUCGGAGUUGGAAUCGGCGUUUGUGAUCGUCGAUUUGUCGAAGCUUAGAAACAUUGACGUCGAUGUGGAAAGUAACAGCGCGUGGGUUCACGCAGGUGCUUCUAUUGGAGAGGUUUAUUACAGAAUCCAAGAGAAAAGCAAAAUCCACGGUUUUCCAGCCGGUUUAUGCACAAGCCUAGGAAUCGGCGGACACAUAAUCGGUGGAGCUUACGGUUCGAUGAUGCGUAAGUUCGGUCUCGGAGCCGACAACGUUCUCGACGCCAGAAUCGUUGACGCCGACGGUAAAAUCUUGAACCGUGCGGCGAUGGGAGAAGACGUUUUCUGGGCUCUUCGUGGUAGUGGUGGAGGAAGCUUCGGAGUUAUCCUCGCCUGGAAAAUCAAGCUUGUUCCGGUGCCGGAGACCGUGACGGUGUUCACUGUUACUAGGACGUUAGAGCAAGACGGGACUAAGCUUUUGUAUAAAUGGCAACAAGUCGCUGAUAAACUCGACGAAGAUUUAUUUAUUCGAGUGAUUAUUUCGCCAGCGAAAACAUCUACGAGCAAAGAGAGAACUAUCUCGACUUCGUACCAAGGUCAAUUUCUUGGUGACGCUAAUCGGCUUUUGCAGGUGAUGCAGAGGAGUUUCCCAGAGCUAGGAUUAACGAAGAAAGAUUGUUUAGAGACAAGCUGGAUUAAAUCGGUAAUGUACAUUGCGGGUUUUCCAAGCACUGCGCCACCGGAAGCAUUACUCGCCGGGAAAUCGUUGUUCAAGAAUUACUUCAAAGCCAAGUCAGACUAUGUGGAAGAGCCAAUUCCAAUAGAAGGAUUAGAAGGUUUAUGGGAAAAGUUUCUACAAGAGGACUCACCAUUGACAAUAUGGAAUCCUUAUGGAGGAAUGAUGGCGAAAAUCCCCGAGACAGAGAUACCUUUCCCACAUAGGAGUGGGACAUUGUUCAAGAUCCAAUGGUUAACUUUGUGGCAAGACGGGAAAGCGAGCGAGGCGAAACAUAUGGAGUGGAUGAGGGAAAUGUAUACUUACAUGGAGCAGUAUGUAUCGAAAAGUCCGAGAUCCGCGUAUGUGAACUAUAGAGAUCUUGAUUUGGGGAUGAAUGGUAAAGGGAAUGAUGCAAGAGAAUGGGGGAAUAAGUACUUCAAGGGAAAUUUUGAGAGGUUGGUGAAGAUUAAAGCUAAGUUUGAUCCAGAGAAUUUCUUUAGACAUGAACAAAGUAUUCCUACAGAACUUGAGUGA
Molecule: messenger RNA, 1608 nt
Organism: Arabis nemorensis
Lineage: Eukaryota; Viridiplantae; Streptophyta; Magnoliopsida; Brassicales; Brassicaceae
Source: the annotation of a GenBank genome assembly